This is a messenger RNA of Cladophialophora psammophila CBS 110553, 1632 nucleotides long. RefSeq lists its product as uncharacterized. Gene Ontology annotation, molecular function: iron ion binding; heme binding; monooxygenase activity. The record is from RefSeq and is a predicted model, not a curated record. Bases 1 to 1632 code for a protein of 543 amino acids. The transcript is spliced from 6 exons. Lineage: Eukaryota; Fungi; Ascomycota; Eurotiomycetes; Chaetothyriales; Herpotrichiellaceae.
AUGAUCCUCUCCUUAUUCCAGAUUGCCGCAGCAGGCACAGUCCUGGGCGUGAUUUCUCACCUGGCGUAUUUCAUCCAUGGCGAACACCAUCGGCAAGCGUUCCAGUAUUUUGUGGCUUUUCUGACGUUUCCUGUCAUCGCAACCGCCGCGCAGGUCACUCUCGGGGUGAGCCUGGUGUUGGCUGUCCAGCAGACUGCCGCCUUCUACACCACAUACCUAACAGGGCUAUACUCGAGCCUUUUCCUCUACAGAACCUUCUUCCAUAGACUGCACUCGUUUCCCGGCCCAUUUGGAGCAAAGGUGUCGAAACUAUGGCACGUCUGGAAGGUGGCUCCGACCAUCGACAACUACAAGCACAUGACUAGAAUGCACGCGAAAUACGGGACCUUUGUUCGGACCGGACCAAAUGAAGUUUCCAUCGUCCAUCCCGAUGCGGUCGAAGUGCUUUAUGGAGCAUCCUCCAAAUGUACCAAAGGAGCUGGAUACGAAGGCAACUCUGACUUGACGUCGAUGCAUUCGACAAGAUCAAGACGGCAUCAUGAUCUCCGUCGGAAAGCGUGGGCUCGAGGGUUCACACAAAACUCGCUUCGCGAAUAUGAACCUCGCGUUGAACGGUACACCCAGAGCCUCGUCGAACAGAUCCGGGCCUUUUCUGGACAGCCGAUCAACGCCGCACAGUGGUUCAACUAUUACAGUUUCGAUGUCAUGGGGGAUCUGGCUUUCGCGAAAGACUUCGACAUGCUCAAGAAUGGACAGAAGCAUUGGGCCAUCGAGAUCCUCAACGCUGGGCAGCGCGGCAUUGGAGUCUUUGGACCUGUGCCAUGGCUGUUCAUCAUCAUCAGCAGCAUCCCUCAAAUCACUAAAGAAUUCCGGAGGUUCAUCAAGUUCUGUGAAGAUAUGAUGGACGAAAGAAUGAAGAUGAAAGUCAACAAACCAGACAUAUCCUCCUGGAUUUUGCAGUCUCCGCCCAUGACGGAUACCGAUUACAGCGAACGUGCCUGGCUCACUGGCGACUCGCGGUUGAUCAUUGUGGCUGGAAGUGACACGACUGCGGCCACCUUGACGCAUCUUUUCUAUCAUCUGGCCAAAGAUCAAUCUCAACUCGAACUCUUGAGAGAAGAGAUUCAGUCUCUGAGUGGCGAUCUGCAAGCCUCCAAACUGCUCACUCUCAAGCAUUUGAAUGGUGCGAUCAAUGAGGCGCUCAGGCUUCACCCACCUGUUCCCAGCGGAGUUGCCAGGCUCACGCCACCAGAAGGCAUCACUGUGGGAGGUACAUAUAUUCCCGGUAAUGUCAAUGUGUUGGCACCUUCAUAUCCUUUGUGCCGUUCCCCAGAAUGCUAUGAAUAUCCAGAUGAAUUCAUUCCAGAGCGGUGGUACAGUAAGCCAGAACUGUUGAAGCGCAGCGAUGCGUUUGCUCCUUUCCUUAUAGGCCCAUAUUCUUGCAUCGGCAAACAGCUUGCUUUGAUGGAAAUCCGCUCCGUGACUGCUCAGAUACUCUUGAACUUCGACGUCACAUUUGGUCCUGGUGAAGACGGGACAACUCUGCUUGAGAAGACUCUCGACACCUUUACCAUGGAACUGGCACCCCUGAGUCUGUGCUUUACUCCGCGCAAGCAGGAGGCCGAAGCUUGA